Molecule: messenger RNA, 366 nt
Organism: Plasmodium fragile
Lineage: Eukaryota; Apicomplexa; Aconoidasida; Haemosporida; Plasmodiidae
Product: V-type ATPase, G subunit
Exons: 3
Coding region: 1-366 (121 amino acids)
Biological process (GO): proton transmembrane transport
Cellular component (GO): vacuolar proton-transporting V-type ATPase complex
Molecular function (GO): proton-transporting ATPase activity, rotational mechanism
Source: RefSeq, a predicted model, not a curated record
AUGGCACAAAAUAAAGGAUCCAACCAACUCAUUCAGCAGCUGCUGAAGGCGGAAGAAGAAGCAGAUCUAGUGAUUAAAAAAGCAAAAGAUGUGCGCGCCAAGAUGCUCAAAGAGGCCGAGACGACAGCUACAGAAGAGUUGAAGAUUUUCCGGGCCAAGGAAAAGGAGCGUCUGAACAAGGGCCACAAGGAGAAAACCACCGCUGAAGACGAAGCCGUAACCCUAAUUGAACAAAACACAAAAGAAGAAAUAAAAAAAUACAAGGAACUCUUUAAAAAGAACAAGGAUCAAGUAGCUCAGUUUGUCUUCGAUAAAGUAUUCAACGUAGAUUUGACAAUUCCAGACUGCACCCAGAAGGCGCUUUAA